Molecule: messenger RNA, 737 nt
Organism: Chelonus insularis
Lineage: Eukaryota; Metazoa; Arthropoda; Insecta; Hymenoptera; Braconidae
Product: cytochrome b5-like
Exons: 2
Coding region: 316-696 (126 amino acids)
Cellular component (GO): membrane; intracellular membrane-bounded organelle
Molecular function (GO): heme binding
Source: RefSeq, a predicted model, not a curated record
AAUUUAUCCUCAAUGUGAACAUAAGAUUGGAAUACACAGAGUGGGACCGUUGAGAGUGAGUAUACACAGUGAAAGAAGAGGGGAUCCAUAAAUAUUGUGUGCUAACAGACUAUGUACCACGACAUUUUAUCGUGCGUAUAAGUUAUUGGAUUCACUCGAUAUAUCGUUAUUUGUGUGUUAAAUAAACUACAUAUGUCUUUAUACUGAUUAAUUAUUCUACACGUUUCCAAGAAUUUGAUUCUAUAAAUAAUUAUUUGAUUUGUAUUAAUCAAACAUCAACUGGCAGUAUUAUCAUCUUUAAAACAUUCGAAAAGCAUGACUGAACUAAAGCAAUUUACAAGGAAAGAAGUUGCCGAGACUGACCGAAAAUUCACAAGAAUAAUUAUUCACGACAAAGUCUAUGAUGUUACACAAUUUCUUAAUGAACAUCCAGGUGGUGAGGAAGUUCUUCUUGAUCAUAAGGGUGUAGAUGCAUCAGAAGAUUUUGAUGAUGUUGGUCAUUCAGCUGAUGCUCAUGAAUUAAUGAAAAAAUAUAUGGUUGGUGAAAUAAUUGAUGCAGAAAAAAAGCACAGCCAACCGAAAAAAGGUUGGGUUGCUGGCCAAGAAAAACAUGAAGAAGCACCUAAAUCUUCAUUCACUAUGUAUGCUGUUGUUGGUAUUAUUGCAGCAUUAUUAUUUGCUUUAUGGUAUAUGUAACACGAGUCUGUUAUUUAUAUUAUAAUUGUUUUUUAAAAUAG